Sardina pilchardus (European sardine) is the source of this 3514-nucleotide messenger RNA. Its product is annotated as protein NLRC3-like. Gene Ontology annotation, biological process: intracellular signal transduction. Lineage: Eukaryota; Metazoa; Chordata; Actinopteri; Clupeiformes; Clupeidae. The transcript has 8 exons. Gene Ontology annotation, molecular function: protein binding. Bases 29 to 3319 code for a protein of 1096 amino acids. The record is from RefSeq and is a predicted model, not a curated record.
GAAUAUCAGCUAUGGAGUGUUUUCUGAAAUGAAAAACCCUGUUCUGUUUCAUGACCCUAAACUACACAGGGCAGACAUGUCCAGACCUCCAUCUCCAGUGCCCAGAUGUGUGUCUCUGAAGAGAGAGGAGUCCAUGCCUCUGUCCCUCUACUUCAGUGAUGAACCAGCAGAUCAUGACCUGAAUGAGCUAGGGGCUGAUCUGACCAAGGAUCAGUCCAUGUGUGGAGUGUGUGAGCAGGUACUGAGGGAUCCAGUCAUCACCACCUGUGGACACAGUUUCUGCAGGCAGUGCAUCAGCAGCUACUGGAAGCAGCCUGGACUACCAGGAGACCAAGCCUGUCCCCAGUGUGAAAAGACUUGCAGAAUCCAACCUCCUCUACAGCCUCCUCUAGACAAGCACACAGAUAUGAGCACACAAGAUGAACACAGACGCUUGAUCAAAAGCAGAACACACCCAAACACUGAGCAUAAACUAAGCAGAAAGAAUAAACUAGAUGAGGACCUGAAGAGAGUUAUACAGAAUCACAAAGCCAGUCUGAAGAGGAGAUUUGAGAACAUAUCUGAAGGCAUCAUCAAACCAGGGGCUGAGAUACUCCUCAGUAAGAUCUACACAGACCUCUACAUCACAGCAGGAGAUAGUGAAGGGGUGAAUACGAAGCAUGAGGUUUGGCAGAUAGAGUCAGCAUCCAGAGUACAAACAACAGAAGACACACCGAUCAACUGCAAUGACAUCUUCAAGCCCUUACCUGGACAGAAGAGGCACAUCAGAACUGUGAUGACCAAAGGUGUCGCUGACAUUGGAAAAACAGUCUCAGUACAGAAAUUCAUUCUUGACUGGACAGAUGGGGUGGCCAAUCAGGAUGUAGAUUUUAUGUUUCCCUUUUCUUUCCGUGAGCUGAAUUUGGUCAGGGGUGAUCAGUAUAGUCUUCACAGGCUCCUGCUGGACUUCCACCCUGAACUGAAGGCGCUGCAUGAUGAAGGAUACAAACAGUGUCAGGUUGCGUUCAUCUUUGAUGGUUUGGACGAGAGCCGGUUGACUCUGGAUCUGGAACAGAACAGUAAGUUGUCUGAUGUAGAACAAAUAUCAUCAGUGGAUCUUCUGAUAACAAGCCUCAUUCAGGGAACUCUGCUUCCCUCUGCACUCAUCUGGAUAACCUCACGACCAGCAUACGUGAGUCAAAUUCCUACUCAGUAUACUGACCAGGUAACAGAAGUACGAGGAUUCAAUGACCCACAGAAAGAAGAGUACUUCAGGAAGAGAAUCAAAAAUCAGAAUCAGGCUAACAGAAUCAUCUCACACAUUAAAGCAUCCAGGAGUUUUCACAUCAUGUGCCACAUUCCAAUCUUCUGUUGGAUUGCAGCCACUGUACUUCAGCAGAUGCUGGAACAGGACAACACCCAGGAAAUACCCACUACUCUGACUGAGAUGUUCAUACACUUCCUACUAAUCCAGACUACUCGAAAGAAUCAGAAAUAUCAAGAAAGCCACGAAACAGAUACGAAGAGGCUCUUGGAAUCACAGAACAUCAUACUGCUGAAGCUAGCAGAACUGUCUUUCAAGAAUCUAGAGAAUGGCAACCUCAUGUUUUAUGAGGAAGACCUGCAUGAAUGUGGCAUUGAUGUCCGUGAAGCCUCAGUGUACUCUGGCAUGUGCACUGAGAUCUUCAAAGAAGAAUCUGUUUUUCACCAGAAGGUCUACUGCUUUGUGCAUCUGAGUGUCCAGGAGUUUCUGGCAGCCCUGUAUGUGUUUCACUCUUACAUGACCAAGAACUUUGAGGCAGUGAAAUCCCUUAUCAGUGAAGAAUGCAGAGAUGAGCUCCACCCAUCAAUUACAUCUUAUUUUCUUUCAAUAUUAGGAUUAAAAUCUCAGGACACUUUACAUGUCUUACUUAAGAGUGCACUCAAUAAGGCUUUGGAGAGCCAGAGCGGACAUCUGGAUCUUUUCCUUUGCUUCCUAAUGGGCAUUUGUCUGGAGAGCAAUCAGACCCUUCUGAAAGGUGUACUUGACCACACACACAACACCUCAAAUAGCAUCAAGGAGACAUGUCAGUACAUUAAGCAGCUUGACAGCGAAGAUCUCUCUCCAGAACGAUACAUCAAUCUUUUCCACUGCUUGUUUGAAAUGAAUGAUCAUUCCAUACACAAAGAAAUUCAGAAAUUCCUAUCAUCACCAAAGAACAUCAAUCAAAACGUGUCUCCUGUUCACUGUUCAGCACUGGCCCACAUACUUUUGAUGUCAGAGGAGGUGCAGGAUGAGAUUGAUCUGAGAAAAUUCAACACAUCAGAUGAAGGACGCAGGAGACUGAUCCCAGCUGUGAGUUGCUACAGAAAGGCACGAUUUGCUGACUGUAAACUCACAGAUAAGUCUUGUGAGAUUGUGGCUUCAGUUCUCCAGUCACAAAACUCCCUGCUACAGCUGGACUUGAAUGGCAAUGACCUGGGGGAUUCAGGAGUUAAUCUUCUCUCUAAGGGACUGUCCAGUUCCAACUGCAAAAUUCAUACAUUGAGGCUCUCUGAUUGCCUCAUCUCAGAGGAGGGUUGUAUUUAUCUGGCUUUGGCUCUGACUUCAAACCCCUCCCAUCUAAAAGAGCUAGAUCUGAGCUACAAUCAUCAUGGAGAAUCAGGAAUGAAGCUGUUAUCUGCUAGAUUGGAGGAUCCUGACUGUAAACUGGAGAUACUCAAAACUGACCAUUCCUCUGUGAGCAGAGCUCGACCACGUUUGCUGAGAUAUACCUGUGCGCUCACACUAGACCCAAACACAGCAGACAAAGAACUUGUUCUCUCUGAGCAGAAGACAAAGGUGACAUGUGUGGGUGAGAUGCAGCCGUAUCCUGACCACCCUGAAAGAUUUGCCUGGUGGGGUCAGGUGUUGUGUAGAGACAAUCUGCCUGGACACUGCUACUGGGAGGCUGAGUGGAGUGGACAAGAGGUUGCUAUUGCUGUGGUCUAUAAAAGCAUCGAGAGGAAAGGGGAAGAUACUGACAGCCUGCUGGGAUCUAACGCCAAGUCCUGGAGUCUGACCUGCUCUCCUCUCCGUUACUCUGCCUGGCACAAUAAUAAACACACUGCAAUGCCCGCCCCCUCCUCUGGGUCCAGAAGAGUAGGAGUGUACCUGAACCAGCCGGGCGGCACUAUAGCCUUCUACAGCGUCUCCUCUGACACACUCACCCACCUGCACACUUUCCACUCCACGUUCACUGAGCCCCUCUGUCCAGGGUUUGGGCUUUGGCCUGGCUCCUCAGUGGACCUGAGCCAGAUCAUGAGCUCCUCCUCCAACACCACCUGUGUCAGGGGCCAAUCCACUAUCAGACUUGUGUAAGGCCAGGAUUUGGGCCAAACCUGCAAAAUGGCUGCCACAUGGCUGCACCCAUUUCAAACAAAGGAUUUAUUUAUUUUUUUUACACAUCAUCUGCCUUUGUCUCCACUCCUAUGUUUUCCUCUCUUCUUCUUUUUUUAUUUUUUAUUUUAUUUUAUCUUAAAAAAAAGUGGCAUCAGCCAUCCCCCCCUCCAGUUU